AUGUACUCUCGCAGUAAGGAAGAACAUGAGAAGCAUUUGAGGAUAGCACUUAGGUUAUUAAAGGAGAAGAAGUUUUAUGCCAUAUUUUCUAAGUGUGAGUUCGGGCUCAGUUCUGUGGCAUAUUUGGGGCAUGUUGUGUCUAAGGAUGGGAUUAUGGUGGAUCCCAAGAAGAUUGUGGCAGUUAGAGAUUGGCCUACGCCGAUUUCAGUGACCGAGAUUCAGAGUUUUGUGGGCUUAGUGAGUUACGACAGCCAGUUCGUGAAGGGGUUCUCAUCUAUUGCUUCCCACUUGACCCAUUUGACUCAAAAGAUUGUGCCCUUUCAAUGGUCCGAUGAGUGUGAAGAGAGCUUUCAAAAGCUCAAGGCUUUAUUGACUUCAGCUUUGAUUUUGGCUUUACCGGUGGAGGGUAAAGACUUUACUAUUUAUUGUGAUGCUUCCCGGAUUAGUCUGAGUUGUGUGUUGAUGCAAGAGGGUAAGGUGAUCGCGUAUGCUUCGAGGCAGUUGAAGGUCCACGGGAAGAACUAA
This is a messenger RNA of Lycium ferocissimum, 525 nucleotides long. RefSeq lists its product as uncharacterized. The transcript has a single exon. The record is from RefSeq and is a predicted model, not a curated record. Bases 1 to 525 code for a protein of 174 amino acids. NCBI's taxonomy places the organism in Eukaryota, Viridiplantae, Streptophyta, Magnoliopsida, Solanales, Solanaceae.